AUGGAGCCCAUGUUCCACUCCAGAGCGGCCAUCGAGGCUGGCGACAUUGUCAUCAUCUUCAUGUCUCGCGACAACAUGACCGCCAUCAAGGUCACUCCCGGCGAGUCGUUCCACAACAAGUUCGGCAAGUACAAGCACGACGACAUGAUUGGCAUCAAGUUUGGCUCCAAGAUGCACUCGCCUCCCCCUCAGUCCGGCUACAUCCACUUGCUCCGCCCCACCCCGGAGCUGUGGACUCUCUCCCUUCCCCACCGCACGCAGAUCCUGUACAUGCCCGACAUUGCGUACAUUACCAUGCGCCUGGGUGUGCGUGUCGGUGGAAAGGUCAUUGAAGCCGGUACCGGGAGUGGCAGCAUGACCCACAGCAUGUCGCGCGCCGUCGGCCCGCGGGGCACCGUCUGCAGCUUUGAGUACCACAAGGCUCGCUUUGAGAAGGCUGGUGAGGAGUUUGAGGAGCACGGUCUGAAGAACGUUCGCCUGCAACACCGCAACGUCUGCAAGGAGGGCUUUGGUGACGACAUUACCGACGCGGAGGCUAUCUUCCUCGACUUGCCUGCUCCUUGGGAGGCUAUCCCCUUUGCUGUCAAGGCACUCAACCCCGACGUGAUGACUCGCAUCUGCUGCUUCAGCCCCUGUAUUGAGCAGGUCACCAAGACUGCAUCCGCCCUCCGUGCCGAGGGGUUCACAGAUGUGUCGACCCAGGAGGUGCUGAUCCGCACUUACGACCUCGCUCCUCCCCCGACAGUCGGCUCCAACCACCUGGUAGAUGUGUCGACUAUCACCAACAAGUUGCGAGAGCACGAGAGGCGCAAGGAGGAGCGCCGCACCAUGCAGAUGCGUAACGCUCGCCAAAAGGCGCGGGAGCAGAAGAUCGACACUGCCAUCAAGGAGGGCAUGACUAGGGAGGAGGCUGAGGCCACCUUUGAAGAGGACGACCUCGCCAAUGCCGCCGCAGCUGGUUCAGGUGAUAAGCGCAAAGCUGAGGGCCCAAGUGAUGAUGGCGCCGAGAAGAAGCUUCGCGUAGAUGAGGAUGUCACCGAGAAGCCUUCGGUUGUCGAGGAAUCGAGUAACGCUACCGUGAAGCCGAAAGAUUCGACCGAUGGACCGAGCGCAGGGUCGUCGUCAAGGGACCCAGAGCCGCAUGUGGCGUGGUCCUCCAUGGUGCUCACCAAGCCUUCGCCCGACAUGCGCGGCCACACCUCGUACCUCACUUUUGCGACAUUUUACCCGGCGUCGAUCCGCACUAAACUUGCGGCCCAGGACAUUGCCACUGAGCCAUCCACUCGCUUAGGAACACCUUCUGUCGCUGCCAAGGGAGGUCGUGUCGGCGAAUUGGCUGGAGACGAGAGUGUGGCGGAGACCCGGUCCGGAAGCGAGGACCUGGAGGUCACCGCCGAUGUCGUGAUGGCGUCGGCCACAGAGGAGGAGCUGGUUGCCGGAAACCUGUAA
This is a messenger RNA of Apiotrichum porosum, 1449 nucleotides long. It is a transcript of the gene TRM61, whose product is annotated as tRNA (adenine-N(1)-)-methyltransferase catalytic subunit trm61. Gene Ontology annotation, cellular component: tRNA (m1A) methyltransferase complex; nucleus. The transcript has 7 exons. The coding region runs from base 1 to 1449 and encodes 482 amino acids. Gene Ontology annotation, biological process: tRNA methylation. The record is from RefSeq and is a predicted model, not a curated record. NCBI's taxonomy places the organism in Eukaryota, Fungi, Basidiomycota, Tremellomycetes, Trichosporonales, Trichosporonaceae.